Messenger RNA from Callorhinchus milii (elephant shark), 652 nucleotides. Its product is annotated as transmembrane protein 17-like. Gene Ontology annotation, cellular component: ciliary transition zone. The record is from RefSeq and is a predicted model, not a curated record. Gene Ontology annotation, biological process: non-motile cilium assembly. Bases 3 to 632 code for a protein of 209 amino acids. NCBI's taxonomy places the organism in Eukaryota, Metazoa, Chordata, Chondrichthyes, Chimaeriformes, Callorhinchidae. The transcript has a single exon.
AAAUGCUUUCCGGGGGUGUCAUGGCGUCCGCCGCCGCCGCCUCCCCGUUGCCGGAGCCCAUCCGCCGCCGCCUCAGCGAGCUCAGCCAGACCGUCUUCCUGCGGGAGGGCCGGCGCGGGGCCCAGGCCGGCCAGAGGAAGCCGCCGGCCGACGAUAACCUGGUUUCGAACCUGGGCCUGCAGAUUAUCCUCUACUUCAACCUCUGGUACUUCCCGUUCUGGUGGUCCUGCACUGUCAUCAUGCUACAUCUGAAGUUCUGGCAGCUGAUGGGAUAUUUCCAGAUGGUGCAGAUCGCUAUCCUGGUGAUUGUGAGUCUGGUGGAGCUAAUCAGGAUGUAUCUGGGCUACAUGGGAAACCUGCAGGAGAAGGUGCCGGAGUUAGCUGGGUUCUGGCUGCUGACCUGCCUCAUCCAGGUGCCCGCGGUGCUCUAUCUGUGCCUGUAUGAAAAGCUCCUGGUGCUGCCCGUUGAGAAGGCGUUAAACAGUAUCUACUUGGCCUUGUUUCUGGGGGAGCUGAUGACGGGUUUCCUCGCCCUCAGGGAGAUGGCCUCUCAACUCCAGUCACGCUUCCAUCUCCGACAAUUCGAUCAUCUGGAGGAGAGAGCCCAUCCCGGCCCCCAGCUCCCUGUCUGACCCCUCCUCCCCCACCCCCA